Oncorhynchus gorbuscha (pink salmon) is the source of this 3862-nucleotide messenger RNA. RefSeq names its product ataxin 3 (gene atxn3). The coding region runs from base 222 to 1148 and encodes 308 amino acids. The transcript has 12 exons. Gene Ontology annotation, biological process: protein deubiquitination. Gene Ontology annotation, cellular component: nucleus. Gene Ontology annotation, molecular function: cysteine-type deubiquitinase activity. The record is from RefSeq and is a predicted model, not a curated record. NCBI's taxonomy places the organism in Eukaryota, Metazoa, Chordata, Actinopteri, Salmoniformes, Salmonidae.
CUAUCACAAAACUCUAGCUAGCCAGUUAGGCAAUUUGGCAAGUGUCAACAAUAACAAACGAAUACUGAGAGUUGAUUGGCUGUUUCGUCCUGAACCCAGCAGGGUCGAAGCAAGAGGGCUCCCUGUGUGCUCAGCAUUGCCUUAACAACCUUCUGCAAGGCGAGUAUUUCACCCCCGUGGACCUGUCGUCCAUCGCCCAUCAACUGGAUGAAGAGGAAAGGAUGAGGAUGGCGGAGGGUGGUAUGGGUAGUGAGGAGUACAGAACCUUUUUACAGCAGCCAUCUGGUAACAUGGAUGACAGUGGUUUCUUUUCUAUACAAGUUAUCAGCAAUGCAUUAUCAGUGUGGGGUUUGGAGCUGAUCCUCUUCAACAGCCGAGAAUACCAAAGCCUUAUGAUAAACCCAAUAAAUGAAAAGGCAUUCAUAUGCAACUACAAGGAGCACUGGUUUACAAUACGAAAACUUGGGCAACAGUGGUUUAAUUUGAAUUCAUUGUUGACUGGACCAGAGCUGAUAUCAGACACAUACCUAGCCCUCUUCCUUGCACAGUUACAACAAGAAGGGUAUUCCAUAUUUGUGAUCCGAGGAAAUCUCCCGGAGUGUGAUGCAGAGCAGAUUCUGGGGAUCAUGAAGGUGCAGCAGCAACAGAGACCCAAGCUGAUUGGAGAGGACGAGGCUCAGUCGAGUAGUGGCAUGGGCAGAUCAUCAGGGCAGGGUAGUGUGCUGGAGGCAGGCCCUGGUGUGGUAGAGGGGGUGGUGGAUGAGGAUGAGGAGGAGCUGAGGAAGGCCCUGGCCCUGAGUAGACAGGGAAUGGAGGUGGAGGAUGAAGAGGCUGAUCUUCGCAGGGCCAUACAGCUCAGCAUGCAGGGUAAGGCUUUAUUGGGGGCAGUAGUGAGCAAUACGUCAAUGCCAAAAGGGGGACUUGUUGCUAAAACGACAUCGUCCGGCCAGGCACCAGGGAGUACUACAGGAGGAGCACCUCUGAGUGAGAAACUCUCAGCUGAGGAACUGCGACGGAGGAGACAAGCCUACUUUGACAGACAGUCCCAACAGCUGGCUCAGCCCACUUCACCUCAACAACCAACAGAAAGCACAGGACCCGGGAAGAGUGGCACAGAGGAAGAUGCACAAACCAAACGCAGCCAGUGAGGUGGAGGGUGCUCCAGCAAAAGCCUACGUUGACUACUACCUGCCUCGACUGGUACCUCCUUCAUGGGGCAGCCUCACCCCCUCCUCUAACCCUUCCCAUAAGCGAACGUAUAGCCGGCCAGAAGGCUGGCACACCUCCCUUGGCUAGUUCGCUGACAGGUUGUAGAGAAGAGAAUAACAACAGAGAAUAAAGAAAAGGUGCUAGUCUACUCUAACAGACUUGAACCUGAGGCUGGGAAGAGCGACGAUAAAGAAUUAAAAUGCAGUUAUUCCAAGUCUGUGAUGGCUUUUCUACCACAGCGCCUUGUAUUUCUAAUUUGUGGUUUGAUUUUUUAUUCCUACGCUUGUUGCUUUCCGCUGGGAGGGGUCUUAAUGGAGCCUACCGUGCCGAGGUGUGUUUGGUGGGUGGAUGGGCAAAAUGGUGAGGUGUGUUACGAGAGAGGAAACCAAUAAUUACCUAGGACAAUCCUCUAGCCUUCAGUAUGGGAGUGCUACAUGGGACCACUAGUUCAAUAGAGGUAGAGGUUUGGUAGAGACCAUGAUAGUCUCUUGCCUUCUUUCACUUGGGUCUUGUAAGUGGUCACCCCCCCCCCCCCGCCAAAUCAUAAAAUAAUAGAUUUAUAUCCAGUAGUGAGGUGAAUUCAUUUUUAGCUGUAUUACUGCAUCUUCUAAAGAAACAUAUAUAAGCAGCAUUUGAAAGGGCUGAUCCGACUUGCCCUAGCUAGUUAAUUAACCACCACCCUGGUUUAAACUCCUUAGUCAUAUGUUUUUGUAAUUGUUAUUUUGUCUUUUGAAGUAGUAUAGACAAACGCUAUUUUAAUACAGUGGUAACAUGAUCAAUGCUGUUUACAAUUAUUGUAUUUACGUGGAAUUUUCCGGUUUGGAUACGCUAAUCCAAAGCAUGUAUUAGACGUCCCAUGUAGAGUUUGAGCUGUGCUCAGUUGACUUCUCUGGAAAUUCCAUGAUUUCAUUCCCUUUUUCUUUAAAUUGUUCUUGUUUUAUUUGAGAGCAAAGUUUGAACUAGAGUUGCGCUGCCACAAUGCUUUUAGUUUUUUUUUAAUGAUUGCAUCAAUUUCACUUCUUGAUAUUCUUCAAUAGGCACUAAACAAUCAUAUGUUUGUUAUACUCCACAUCACCAUUUUAUUACAUCACUCUCUUUCAUUUGCUGUAUCUAAAAAAUUUCUUUCCAGGAAUAAAAUAUUUGCUCCUACUGAAAUCUUCUGGAAUCUUGCAUCAUUGAUCUAUGGCUGAAUUGUUGAAUUACAUCCUUGUCCUAAUUUAAGUUGAAUCAUUUCCACCUUUCAAAGUGGGUACAUCAAUUGUCAGUACCAAAUUUGCUUUCAUUUGGAAAGAAACUAAAAUAAGACUACCAGUUUGAGUAAACCUAACCCAUGGUUAAUAGAUAACCCUGAUGGCACACUUGCACUUUGUCUCCCCAAAUAGUAGAUGGAGGGUUUUGACAAACUACCUUUCUGAUACCCAGGCUGAAAGGUGUCAUUUUUAUUUGAGCUCUGAUGCAAUGCAUUGAUAAGUCAUUGAUCACCAAACAAAUAUCUUGCCAUUUGUCUAGAAGACAUUACAUACUGUGAAGUCCAAAUGUAUUUGAACAGUGACACAUUUUGUUGUUUUGGCUCUGUACUCCAGCACUUUCGAUUUGAAAUAAAUAAUAAUGUGAGGUUAAACUGCAGACUGUCAGCUUUAAUUUCAGGGUAUUUGUCUGUAUUGGAUGGGCAGCACUUUUUUUUUUUUUUUUUUUCUACAUAGUCCCCUCCACCCCAUUUUAGGGAACAAAAAGUGUUUGCACAAGUUCACUUAUGUUUAAAAGUAGUCAAAAGUUAAGUAUUUGGUCCCAUAUCCCUAGCACGCAAUGAAUACAUCAAGAUUGUGACUCUACAAACUUAUUGGCUGCAUUUGCAUUUUGUUUUAGUCAUGUUUCAGAUUAUUUUGUGCUCAAUGGAAAUGAAUGGCAAAUAAUGUAUUGUGUCAUUUUGUAGUCUAUUUUAUUGUAAAUAAGAAUAGAAUAUGUUUCUGAACACCUAAUUGUGAAUAAUGAUGGAUGAGAAAGUUAGGCACAAAGAUCAUACACCCAAGUCAUGCUAUCCUCUAACCAUUAUCAAUAAUGGGAUGUUAGAAUUUUGGGGGUGGGUUAUGAAAAUAAUGCUUCUGUCACUCAAUGUUAUUCAUUCAUGAUUAUCUGUAAUCAAGGUAGCGUCCACAUUAAAGUACAAGUGUUUAUAAACAUAUAUUAUGAAAGUGACUCAAAUGACACAAUACAUUAAGGGAGAGUGGGGUAAGCUGAGACACCCUUGUUUCUAAGAAAUUGUGGAAUCUGGAAGAAAGCAAGUUAGGUAAAAAAAAGUUAGGUUAUUCAAAUACAUUUCAUGGUGCUGGUAUCUAAAUCAAAUGAGAUCAUUAUAAGAUUGUUCUAUACGUCAGUUGGGGUUUCUAUAAGGUUCAAUAUGAGGUCCUAAACCUAAGAUGAAAGUGCAUCCUUCAAGCUGUGUGGGCUAAUAUAGUCAAAAUGUUUGCAUUGGGGUAAGUUGAGCCAAGGGCUAUGUGGUAAGUUGAAGUGAUUUCUUCCCAGGCCUAAUGCAAGGCAUUAUCACUGGGAUACAACAGGGCCUGGUCUAUAUUAAAAGUGUUUAAAAAGUACAAAGUAUUUGUUUUAAGCCUGUGUUAAAAGAUGCUUAAAUGAUUAAAAGACACAAAGUGAU